AUGCUCAACACUAUACCUUAAGAGAAUUACAAUCCUGUAAACAUUAAAAAAGAAUUAUUUGCAGCACCUUCUAAGAAGUCAUUUUUAACAUUAGCUCUUGAAUAACCAACAUUAGAAUCAUAAAAGAAAAUUGAGGAACUUGUUCAAUGGGAUGCUGCCUUUAAUGCUGUAAAUCAAUAAUAUCAAUAGAAAUUCAGAAGAAAAAUUAGAAAUAAAGUGUAGCCAAGCCUAGAUUAAUUAGAGGCUACACCAAAGAUAUGCAUAAGUGGUUUGAAAAUGGAUCAUUCUCUUAUUAAGAAUAGUCUUUAAAGAUAUUAAGAGAAAAAACACGAGAAUGAAACUCUCAAAAACAAAAGCGCAUUUGGUUCUUAUAAACAGUCAACAGAUUUCAAAGAUAUAUUUUUAACCAGAUAUCCAAUGAAUAAUAAUUAAUUCUACUGA
Molecule: messenger RNA, 441 nt
Organism: Stylonychia lemnae
Lineage: Eukaryota; Ciliophora; Spirotrichea; Sporadotrichida; Oxytrichidae
Source: the annotation of a GenBank genome assembly